GACGUUGUCGAGUUAGUUGCGAAAUUGUCCCCAAAAAAAAAAAAAAUCACAGAGAGGAAAAUACUUCUGCAAAUCGACGGUGCAUCCCUGCCAGCUUGCUCGCCGGGAGCCUCGCCCUCGCUCCCUCUCCCUCUCUCGGCAACAGACUCGCUGCUCCCUCAGCAGCUCAUAGAUAAUUCCACACAGUAAUUACAUAUUUUACUAAUGCUUGAAAAACUAACCGCAAUCUGGAACGGAUUACCAAACAUCUCUCAGUUGUGAGCGUGUAAAGAGAGAGAGAGAGAGAGAUCUUGAAGGAGAUGGAUCUCAAACAUUUCAGUCACUGGCAUCCAUUGAUCUUCAUAGAAGAAGUGAAAAAUGAAGGUAAGAAGGAUAUUAUCUGCUCGGGAUGUAAUGAACCGAUAUUGGGUCCCGCCUACAAAUGCUCUGAAUGCAAUUUCCUUCUGCAUCAAUCGUGCACGCAGCUACCUCGCGAGAUACAACAUCCCUUGCAUCCAAACGAUGCCCUUAUCCUCCAAGCACCUUCGGCGAGUAGUCGUUGUGAUGCUUGCCGGAGAUUUUGCAGCAGAUACUUCUAUUAUCGUUGUGACUGGUGCAAUUUCGAUCUUGACAUUAAGUGUGCCUCUCGUUGGCAAAUUUGUCCUGACAAAUGUCAUCAACACGCAUUCGUCCCCAUUUUGAACCAAAUCCAAUUCGCCUGUGAAGCUUGUGGCGUGGAACGCAAGGAUAUUGCCUACCUAUGCAACAUAUGUCGACUCUUGGUUCACUAUGAAUGUACUGAAUUCCCUCGUACCAUAAAAAUUACAGGACAUGAUCACUCGCUCACUCUAACUUAUUCUCUUCAUCAAGUCAAGGAGGACCACAACAUAUUCUGUAAACUUUGUUACAAAAAGGUGAACAUAAAGUAUGCAGCUUAUUAUUGUCAAAGAUGCAGUUAUCUUGCCCACUUGAACUGUGCAACUGACACUUUGUUUGAAGAUAGAAUCGCGGACUACUCGAUUACUGCAGAUUUCAACUCGUUCUCGAACAAUUCCAAUGAUUUUGUCAACCUAAGAGAUGGUGAAGGAGCUAGAGAGAUGCAACAUUUCAGUCAUCAUCACAGCUUGAACUUCAAUGAAGAGGAGCUCAAGGAUGAUGAGCUUUGUGAGGGAUGCAUGCAAUUAAUCUCGGCACCAUUUUACAGUUGCCAACCAUGUAAGUUCUUUAUCCAUAAAAGAUGUACUGAGUUACCCAAAAAGAAGCGACACCUACUCCAUCGGCAUGUGCUCACCCUUCACUCACAGGCACCUUCCAUUGAUGGCAUGUUCUAUUGUAAUGCUUGCAAGCAUUAUCGCCAUGGCUUUACCUACAGAUGUGAUGAAUGUCAGUACAACCUUGACGUUCAGUGUAGUUCAAUGCCAGAAUGCCUUAAACAUGAAGGUCACGAACACCCCCUCUUCCUCGCUAUAAAUUCUGAUGAAGAAUGCAAUGCUUGUGAUUAUAAUGAUGCCCACCGCGUAUUUGUAUGCACGGAUUGCAGCUUCACUUUGGGUUUUAAAUGUGCAACUCUUCCGCUCGAAGUUGUACAUAAAUACGAUAUGCAUCCCUCAAGCUCACCUACACUGCUGAAGAUGACUCUGGAGAAUAUUAUUGUCAAAUUUGUGAAGAAGAAAGAGAUCCAAAUCACUGGUUCUAUUACUGUGAAGAUUGUGACUUUGCUGUUCAUCCCCACUGCGUUCUUGGAGAAUACCCGUAUAUUAAAUUUGGAAGCAGUUAUACAAAUGAACAACACCCACAUCCUCUAACUAUUGUGCAAAGGAGUAAAUACUUCCCUCCGUGUGACGCGUGUGAUUUACAUUUCGAUGGCGUGGCCAUAGAAUGCACUCAAUGCAAAUUCAACAUUCACCCAUGGGAUGAUUGUUUGUGGAACCUUACUCAAGAAACAGUUAAGUAAC
Molecule: messenger RNA, 1934 nt
Organism: Juglans microcarpa x Juglans regia
Lineage: Eukaryota; Viridiplantae; Streptophyta; Magnoliopsida; Fagales; Juglandaceae
Exons: 2
Coding region: 300-1784 (494 amino acids)
Source: RefSeq, a predicted model, not a curated record